Planococcus citri (citrus mealybug) is the source of this 1546-nucleotide messenger RNA. RefSeq names its product protein ENL-like. The record is from RefSeq and is a predicted model, not a curated record. Gene Ontology annotation, molecular function: chromatin binding. Gene Ontology annotation, cellular component: transcription elongation factor complex. Gene Ontology annotation, biological process: positive regulation of DNA-templated transcription. Lineage: Eukaryota; Metazoa; Arthropoda; Insecta; Hemiptera; Pseudococcidae. The transcript has 8 exons. Bases 401 to 1063 code for a protein of 220 amino acids.
AAAUAAAUGAUAAGUAUGUGUAAUUGUGUAAGUAACUAAGUAUGUAAAUGAUGUACCUUUCAAAAUUGUGAAAAUCAAAAAAAAAAAAAAAAAAAAAAACAUUGACGAAAUUAAGACUCCAGGAUUUCACAAUGCCUGGUCUAUUUCAUCGCGUAUCAGUUCUCUGGAAAAACGAAGGCAUUUUACACUACGAAGGCUAAAUUUAUACUUAUCAAAAUCAGAAUCAAAACAGAAGGUACAAAAUUGCGCUAAUCAUAUUUCAAUUCAAAAGUUCAAUUUUGCAUUCUCCUUUUCAUGGUUUUGUUUUCCAAGUUCACAAAACUUAAUUUAAGAACUAAGAAGAUUUGAGGAGGAUUGAAAAAAGUGUUGACCUGUCUCGGUGUAGAUAAUCACAUUCAAGAUGACAAAUAUCUAUAUGAAACGCAUGAACAUGCUUCGCCGCAGGAAACCUUUACUUCGACAACCUCAGGAAGUAAAGGUAGAUUAUGAAAUAAUGAUAUCAACAAAGCCGAAAAGAAAAUUCACCUGUGAUAGAAACACACACGAUGUGAGGAUCAUAUUUUCUAAAGAUAACAACAAAGUACAGAAUUAUAUAAAAAGCAUAGCGAUCAUGUUGAAUCCACUAUCAGCUGAUGAAGAAGAACAUGUUUAUGAAGAACCUCCAUAUGAAUUAAAAACAAGUGUGAUGGAUGCAUUCAGCGUCCAGAUUAAUGUAUACUGGCAAAACGAAGGGGAUCUCGGCUUCGUAAGUUAUCAUCGAGACAUCACACUUGAAGGUGCCCCAAGUGUGAUUAUACAGAAAGAGAGUUACACAUUCGAGCGACCAUCGACAGAAUUUAAACAGAAACUUAUCAAAGGCGGAGGAGUACUGAUAAAUAAAAGAAAUGCUAGAGCGCUGUCAAAAAAAGCUGAAGCUAAAAGAAUUGAUAGUGAAAUCAAAAGAGAACUGGAAUUGCGCAAACGUCUGCUGUUAGAAAAUGCUGAGCUUAAAAGAAUUUCUAGGGAACUGAAAAGAGAACUGGCAUUGCGCAAAAGUCUGGGUUACUUGGUUGGAAAAUGCUGAGCUUACCACAAAACUAAGCAACAAAUUAAAACUGAAAUGUCACAAAAUUUGCCAAACAUUCAGGCAAUUACAAGAGAUGAUUGGUUGCUUCAAUAAGGCGAUCAACACAAGCAAUUUGUUUGGAUAUGCAUAUGGCUAUUAGCCAAACAACCUUCAUAUUUGUCAACCAGUUGAGCAUGAUUAAAUACUCGUACAACAAAAUUAUGAUCUGAUCUGUCUAAUGAGUGAUGAACUGAUGACAAAUAGACGAUAACUUAAGUACCACAUAUUUAAACUCCAAUUCAUGAAAAUUCAAUGGUUAAAUUUUUUGGUUCACGGUUCCAUUCGAUAAAGAAAACGAAUCCAGGAAUAGAAUUUUCAACCGUUGGCUUCUCUCGCUCAGGCAUAGUGAACCCAAGUAUUCCAAAAAUCUAAAAAAAAAUAAUAAUUUGUAUCAGAAAUUUGUAAAGAAUAAUGACAAUACAUAAUAUUUUCAUUCAAAAA